Messenger RNA from Alexandromys fortis (reed vole), 563 nucleotides. It is a transcript of the gene H2aj, whose product is annotated as H2A.J histone. Gene Ontology annotation, molecular function: DNA binding; structural constituent of chromatin; protein heterodimerization activity. The coding region runs from base 117 to 506 and encodes 129 amino acids. Gene Ontology annotation, biological process: heterochromatin formation. The transcript has a single exon. The record is from RefSeq and is a predicted model, not a curated record. Gene Ontology annotation, cellular component: nucleosome; chromatin. NCBI's taxonomy places the organism in Eukaryota, Metazoa, Chordata, Mammalia, Rodentia, Cricetidae.
UCCCGCCCGUCACAGGCGGCCGCGGCUGCAGAGUUCGGCGAGGUAGUUCCGGAGUGGCGCACGGCGUCCCGGAACUGAGCCGGCCGGUGUUUGGAGCUCGGGGCGCGGGGUCGAGCAUGUCGGGGCGAGGCAAGCAGGGCGGCAAGGUGCGCGCCAAAGCCAAGUCGCGUUCGUCGCGCGCGGGCCUGCAGUUCCCCGUGGGCCGCGUUCACCGGCUGCUGCGCAAGGGCAACUACGCGGAGCGCGUGGGCGCGGGCGCGCCGGUCUACCUGGCGGCCGUGCUGGAGUACCUGACGGCCGAGAUCCUGGAGCUGGCGGGCAACGCGGCGCGCGACAACAAGAAGACGCGCAUCAUCCCGCGCCACCUGCAGCUGGCCAUCCGCAACGACGAGGAGCUCAACAAGCUGCUGGGCCGCGUGACCAUCGCGCAGGGCGGCGUCCUGCCCAACAUCCAGGCGGUGCUGUUGCCCAAGAAGACGGAGAGCCAGAAGGUGAAGAGCAAGUGAACCCGACGGGUGCAGAGCCCACCGCAGCCCGCAGCCAAUAAAGUCGGUGAAAAGCGA